This is a messenger RNA of Sorex fumeus (smoky shrew), 2074 nucleotides long. It is a transcript of the gene FAM20A, whose product is annotated as FAM20A golgi associated secretory pathway pseudokinase. Gene Ontology annotation, cellular component: Golgi apparatus. The record is from RefSeq and is a predicted model, not a curated record. Gene Ontology annotation, molecular function: protein serine/threonine kinase activator activity. Lineage: Eukaryota; Metazoa; Chordata; Mammalia; Eulipotyphla; Soricidae. The coding region runs from base 126 to 1733 and encodes 535 amino acids. The transcript is spliced from 11 exons.
UCGCCCCGGGUGCCCAAGUUCAAGGACGCCACCCAGAGCCUGCCGCCGGCGGGGCGGCCCCGCGCGCUGAGCGCCCCUCGGACCCCGGCGAUCGCCCUCGGAGCCCCGCGCGCCCCGGCGGGGCCAUGCCCGGGCGGCGCCGGGACCGCCUGCUGACCCUGCUGCUGCUGGGCGCGCUGCUCUCCGCCGACCUCUACUUCCACCUCUGGCCCCAAGUGCAGCGCCAGCUGCGGCCCCGGGAGCAGCCGCGGGGCUGCCCGUGCGCCCCCCGCGCCCCGUCCUCUCGCCCCGACUCAGCCUUCGCAGCCCCGCACCCCGCCGCCGCACACAACUUUUCCCGGGCCGGGCCGCGGGCGUCUCCGGCAGGCGACCCGGGCCGGGACCCGGGCUCCAAACUACGGGCACUCUUCGCCCACCCGCUGUACAACGUCCCGGAGGAGCCGCCGCUCGCCGGGCCCGAAGACACGCUCCUGGCCAGCCAGGAGGCGCUGCGGUAUUACCGGAGGAAGGUGGCUCGCUGGAACAGACGACACAAGAUCUACAAGGAGCAAAUGAACCUCACUUCCCUGGACCCUCCGCUGCAGCUCCGGACCGGGGCCAGCUGGCUCCAGUUCCACCUGGGAAUCAACCGUCAUGGGCUAUACCCCCGGUCAAGUACUGUGGUCAGCCAACUCCUCCACGACAUGAAGCAGUUUCCCACCAUCAGCGCUGACUACAGUCAGGACGAGAAGGCGCUGCUGGGAGCAUGUGACUGCAGCCAGAUUGUGAAGCCCAGUGGGGUCCACCUGAAGCUGGUCCUGAGGUUCUCGGACUUUGGGAAGGCCAUGUUCAAACCCAUGAGACAGCAGCGAGAUGAGGAGACACCCGAGGAUUUCUUCUAUUUCAUCGACUUCCAGAGACACAACGCCGAGAUAGCGGCUUUCCACCUGGACAGGAUCCUGGACUUCCGGCGGGUGCCGCCUACAGUGGGGAGGCUCGUGAAUGUCACCAAGGAGAUCCUUGAGGUCACCAAGAAUGAAAUCCUGCAGAGCGUUUUCUUUGUCUCUCCAGCCAGCAAUGUCUGCUUCUUCGCCAAGUGUCCGUACAUGUGCAAGACCGAGUACGCCGUGUGCGGCAACCCCCACCUGCUGGAGGGCUCCCUCUCGGCCUUCCUGCCAUCCCUCAACCUGGCGCCCCGGCUGGCUAUGCCCAACCCCUGGAUCCGCUCCUACUCGCUGGCAGGGAAGGAGGAGUGGGAGGUUAAUCCGCUGUAUUGCGACACCGUGCGACAGGUGUACCCAUACAACAGCAGUCACCGGCUACUGCACAUCAUCGACAUGGCCAUCUUCGACUUCCUGAUCGGAAAUAUGGACCGUCACCACUAUGAGAUGUUCACCAAAUUUGGGGAUGACGGGUUCCUCAUCCAUCUCGACAAUGCCAGAGGGUUUGGUCGACACUCCCACGACGAGCUCUCCAUCCUUUCGCCACUCUCGCAGUGCUGCAGAAUAAAGAAGAAGACACUGCAGCAUCUAAGGCUGCUGUCCCAGGACGACUACCGGCUGAGCGAUGUGAUGCGGGAGUCCCUGCUGCAGGAUCCGCUCAGCCCCGUCCUCACGGAGCCCCACCUGCUGGCCCUGGACCGCAGGCUCCAGAUCAUCCUCAAGACAGUGGACGGCUGUGUGGAGGACCACGGGGAACAGUGGGUCCUGGCCGACGACCCCGCAGAACAGUCGACCCCGGACAUGACCAGCUAGGGGGGGCCGUGGCCCGUUUCAGCAUGGAGCCAAGAGAAAGCGUGAGGGCACUCACGUGGCUUCCUCGCGACCAUCUCUCCCCGAUGGACGCUGGAAGCCAAGUCCUGAGCUCAGGACGCAGGUAUGGCCCUGGAAUUCUCUAACAGAGAAGCAGGAACCACUCUCCUCUUUGUCCUGUGGCACCCCUCCUUCUCCAGUGGACAGCCUUGGUGGCCUUCUCCCAGAAAGCAAUGGCAUCCUCCAGGCCACAGACAUCCUAGGAACUCAAUACAAGUCGGCUUGGGAGGUCUGGAAGCCCCCGGCCCCGGGAGGAGUAUUAACUGUAACAAUAAAAGGGCAGC